UCACACUGGCUCGACAGAGGCAAUAUGGCUGCCGCAGCCGAUUGGCUUCAAAACAGCGUUCAGAAACAGAUGGGUGAGGUCACGGAUACUGAGUCCAUAUUUUAUACAGUCUAUGGUCAAACCUCAGAUGAAAAAGCAUCACGUCUCCGGAAAAGCUCCGUCAUAUCUCCACAACACCUUCAUCAAGUGUCAGAAUUCAGAUGAAACGGCCUCAGACCACAUAGCCUCAGGCUAAACGGAGUCAGACUAAAAGGAGUCAGACUUAACGGGCCACCGCAGCAAUAAAUACAUGAACAAGUAAAUAAACGAACUAACUUACCAGUGUUUGAACAGUAAUCGACCCUCACUCAUUUUAACCAGUGAUCAAAAUUGUCUAUGCAGAAUGAUUUGUAACUACUGUUGAGUGAUACCUCUGUAGAAUAGAUGAUCUUCGUGGGCGCCUCCGUUCAUGCAGCGGGUCUGCUGCAGCCGUCAGCGGGGACCUUGGCUAACACGGUAACCGUACCAUGACCUGACCAUAGUGCUUCAAGUGAGCCCACCCCAUUCACCUGAGCAGGUAGAGCGUGUAGGAGAGGAGGUGGCGCUGGCAUGCGUUUGGGCAGCAGCUGGAGGUGGCAGUUCUCCCGGGCCAUGAGACUCGCGCUGCGCUGGUGCCGUCCGCUCAGAGGAUGCAGAGGCGGCGGAACCAAACCCUGUUUUAGUGGCAGGUUUAUGGAUCUGUGGAACUACAGCAAGCUGCUGCUCAAGUCCCUUUACUUCAACACCCUCAGUAACUCGGACACUCUGCUGGACUGUGCGUUUGAACCCGUCUACUGGAUUGUGGACAACGUGACCCGCUGGUUUGGAGUGGUUUUUGUCACUCUAGUCAUUCUGCUAACAACCUCAGUUGUGGUCAUCAUCUACCUGUUUGUCUUACCCACGAUCAUCGGCACCUACCCUGUGCACUGGAUCGCCUGGCACCUCUGCUGUGGUCACUGGCUUCUUGUUAUGGUGGUCUUUCAUUACUACAAGGCCACCACCACCUCCCCAGGACACCCACCAAAGGAGAAAACUCAGAUCCCCUCAGUGUCCAUCUGUAAGAAAUGCAUCACUCCAAAACCACCAAGGACGCAUCACUGUAGCAUCUGCAACAUGUGUGUGUUGAAGAUGGACCAUCACUGCCCCUGGUUGAACAACUGUGUGGGUCAUUUCAACCACCGCUACUUCUUCUCCUUCUGCCUCUACAUGACGCUGGGCUGUAUCUACUGCAGCAUCAGCAGCAAGAAUCAGUUUCUGGAGGCUUACAAUGCCAUAGAGAGAUACUAUCAGACCCCACCUCCCACUGAGACCUACCCAGAAACCACUGCUCACAAGAGCAUCAUCUUCCUCUGGGUGCUGACCAGCUCGGUGGCAGUGGCUCUGGGAGGACUCACACUGUGGCAUGUCAUACUCAUCUGCAGAGGAGAGACCAGCGUGGAGCGCCACAUCAAUCGCAAAGAGAUCAGAAGACUGACAGAGAAGGGAAAGGUUUUCAGAAAUCCAUUCCAUCAUGGGACAAUGAACAAUUUGAAAAUACUGUUCGGUGUGGAAAACCGAAGUCACUGGUUCACUCGGGUCCUAUUGCCUUCCAGCCACCUCCCCAGUGGAGAUGGCAUCAUAUGGGACUGCAUCUUCAACAGAAGGGACCCCAUGGCCAUCUGACCCUCACUUUUUACUUAGGACCAUGUAAAACAAGAUGUACAACCUUUCAUCUGCAUUUAAACUACAAGUAAAGGGACUGAUCUUGACUCACUUCUGUGACUAACCAGGCACACAACAAGAAAAGGAGCUUUACUUCAUCUUUCUGUGUGCUGCUACAAACAAUCAACAAUGGGGAAAAACUGUAGUUACACAAAGAAGGAGGUUUGAGUUGGUGUUGGUAUUUUCACUGCUAGGAGUUGGAACCACUUGUGAUUCAUAAUCUUGGCUCACCCAUCAUUCCCCCACUUCAGUCAACUCUGCACAUCAAGUCUCUCUGUAGACUUCAUUACCAGCUGACAUCACCCUGUGACUACAGCACUGUUGACUUCUUACAUUCAUAAAUAAUGCUGCUGGACAGCGCUGUCAUCAAACCCAGACCUCCUCCUUGCACUGGUGAGGACACAAAGACUCAGUGCAAAACCUGGACCAACACUACAGCCUAAUGUGACAACUAAAGACAGAGAUGACGCAGUUGGUGAGAACACCAGCUUUGAAAUGACAACAUCUUAAAGUGCUCUGUGUUGUAUUUCAUCAAACAUCAAACCUGUGAGGGACAGAAAUGAUACUUGAAAUUAAGACUUCUUAGAAAUUCUGCUUUCUUGAUCUUCAGCUAAAGAGGUGAAUAGUUUUCCCACACCCACUCUGAUCUUUACCCAGCUCAGUUUAGGAGACUUUCCUCCAAAUUAGAGUUUGUUGGCUGUUACCUUGAUGUGCAGACUGACACUCUUCUUUGGGAAGUUCUCAUUUCGGUAAAUGUGCGAGAAAUCAUGUCGACACGAUUCAUUCAUCAGAAAUCGACACUGUACGAAUCCCUGUGCCGAGACUCUGUCUGCUGCUUUCAGAGCUCUUUGUUUUGCUUGUAAACAUCGUCUAUGAUGUCUGUGUCUUAUCCGUCUUGUGGUUUGAGGACAUGUCCAAGAGAUUCUUCACACGACGGAGACAAAAGGAACGAGGAGUUCCAAAUAUCUUUUUGUUUAGUCCUUUCAGUGUACGUGAUAAUUUAAAUAAUGGCUUCAAGCUUUACUACUCUGCAUGUUUACAGUUGCAUUAUUUUGCUGCUGUGUUUUGUGGAGGGUGUGCAAACAAUACUGAACAGAACUGCUUUAAACUGAGGUUCUGGUGUUAGGGAGAAUAAAACCAAGAGCUUUACUUUAACGUCCUGAAUAUACGACUUGAACCAUCGCUUACCUGCAACCUUAGCUGAGAAGAACAACAACAACCCUGCGUACCGCUCAGUUUAUCAUCUUUGACGUUUGUUUGCUUUGGCAGUGGUAAGAAAUCAUCGUGUGCCUUGUUUGGUUGUUCUGCCUUUCCACAUGAGGCACUUCAGUGAAGUGAGUCAGGCACUGUGAGGUGUGAUUCAAGAUUUUUAAUCCCCUUUGAUAUUCUCACUCAAACAUAUUCAUCAGGUGACUUAAUACUGAAUGAUUUGGAUCUGUGGUUGCCAUAGAAACAUGACAUACAGCUGUGAUAUCAUUUGUAAUUGAUGGGAGCUGUGCUCCAGUUUUUCAUUUUUGUCUUUUGUAAUAAAACGUGUUUAAUAUUU
This is a messenger RNA of Notolabrus celidotus (New Zealand spotty), 3265 nucleotides long. It is a transcript of the gene zdhhc16b, whose product is annotated as zinc finger DHHC-type palmitoyltransferase 16b. Gene Ontology annotation, biological process: protein palmitoylation. NCBI's taxonomy places the organism in Eukaryota, Metazoa, Chordata, Actinopteri, Labriformes, Labridae. The record is from RefSeq and is a predicted model, not a curated record. The transcript is spliced from 11 exons. Gene Ontology annotation, molecular function: palmitoyltransferase activity. Gene Ontology annotation, cellular component: Golgi apparatus. The coding region runs from base 589 to 1680 and encodes 363 amino acids.